Gamsiella multidivaricata is the source of this 2150-nucleotide messenger RNA. Its product is annotated as pyridoxal phosphate-dependent transferase. Gene Ontology annotation, biological process: L-threonine catabolic process; glycine biosynthetic process. The record is from RefSeq and is a predicted model, not a curated record. Gene Ontology annotation, cellular component: cytosol. Gene Ontology annotation, molecular function: L-allo-threonine aldolase activity. The transcript has 3 exons. The coding region runs from base 262 to 2007 and encodes 581 amino acids. NCBI's taxonomy places the organism in Eukaryota, Fungi, Mortierellomycota, Mortierellomycetes, Mortierellales, Mortierellaceae.
CUGGAAAGGAGGACCUCCUAGAAUGUGCUUCUUGUUCUUGCACCCUUCGGUGUCUCAUAUAAAUAUUAUGGCCAACAACAGGAUUUCCGUUGCACAUCCAUUUCCCUUUCCUCUUUUCACGAUAAAUCGCGUACUUCACUACUCACACCCACAACUCGUAUGGAUCGUCACCCUCUCCUCUUUUAAACGCUCCAAUCCCGAUUAUCCUUAUAUACCUUUUUACACUAAGACACCUGUCUACAUACAAAGAACAACCCCACCAUGCAGAAGUCUUCGAAGUCACUCAACCCUCUGCCAUAUGCAGAUUUCAGAAGCGAUACAGCGACGGCCCCUACGCCAGACAUGUUUGCGGCCAUGAUGAAGUCCUCCUUAGGAGACGAUGUCUACAAUGAAGACGACUCCGUCAAAGCCUUGGAGCGCUAUGUGGCUACGUUAUGCGGUCACGAGGCUGCACUCUACUGCUCGUCAGGAACAAUGACCAACCAACUGGCCCACCGAGUUCAUCUCUCGAACCCACCUCAGUCUGCCAUAGUUGAUAUCCGGUCUCAUGUCUUCAACUAUGAGGCAGGGGGUAUCUCCUUCCACUCCCAAGCAGCCGUCUAUCCUAUCAUGCCCGCCAAUGGACAAUACCUCACUGUAGAAGACAUUGCACCCCGCCUCGUAUUUGAUGUAGACGUCCACUAUGCCCCCACGAGGGUGAUCUCGCUCGAGAACACGCUCAAUGGAACCAUCAUGCCUAUCGAGGAGAUUGUUCGGAUCCGGGAGCUAACAUUGGAGCAUGGAAUCAAACUACAUCUGGACGGGGCACGGCUAUGGCAUGCCUCGAUCGCGACGGGCAUCUCGAUGCGGGAAUACUGCAGCCAUUUUGAUACGAUCUCCUUGUGUCUCUCCAAGGGCGUCGGUGCCCCGAUCGGAUCUAUCCUCGUAGGUAAAGAGGAUACCAUCAAGAAGGCAAGGCACUUCCGACUCUUGUUCGGCGGUGGGUGGAGACAGGCCGGGUUUCUGGCCGAGGCAGCUCUGUUUUGCAUCAAGACCAAUUGGCCGACGAUGGAGAACACGCAUCGCCAGGCACGGUGGCUCGAGCGUGCUUUUAGGCAGGUGGGCUGCCGUAUUACCAACCCGGUCGAUACAAACAUGGUCUGGGUCGAUACCACAGAUGCAGGAUUCGGAGUCGAUGUGUUGAUGGCCGAGCUGGCUAAGGAAGAUAUCAAGAUCAGUGGCAGUGGGUUUAAUGCAAGAGUCGUUCUGCACUACCAGAUCUCGGACGAGGUUAUCGGCAAAUUUAUCGAUGUUCUCCACAAGUUGGCCAGCUUACCGCGCAUGAAGGUCGCAGUCGAUUUGACAAGGAAAUCAAUGCGAGAGCAACCGUCAGGGAUUUACAAAAGCGAUGAUGAGAGCCCGCCUUCAUCUCCAGCACCUUGCGCCCUGCCCAGUCCCAAGAAGCUGCCGCUGGAGGAUCCAGAAAACCCGCGUUCAAAAGACAGCACCGAUCCUGAAGUGGCCACAUCGCCGCUACCAGACAAGGCUGUAUUCGAAGAAAAAGAUCUCUCAAGCAAAAAACCGCACUGCUUCUUUGAAGGGGAGGAGCAGGAGAAGGAUUCGGACGGACUCGUGACGCCACCAACACUUCCGCUUGGGGCUAUCCGUCGCAAAGACCAAUGGCCGCUUCCAAACUCGUUCUCGUCACCUUCGGCAUUCUUGAAAGGAGCAGAUCGACCGGUAAGCGCAUACGGCGCCCUGAGCUCCGGCGGCAGCCUAGAGGAAGUCGGUAACGCCCAGAAAGAGCAAGAUGAGUCCACGGUGCGCAGAACACAGUCAUUGGACAUUGUAGAGACGAUGAGGCAGCAGACGGCGUUCGACAAGGGCGCUGACAAGUCGCUUGGAGCGGAGGCGAAGAAGAUGAACAAGUUGCAGUAUCGUCUGUCCCACAACCCCGCGAGCAAGGCUCUCAAGCGUGCCAGUGGCCGGAUUGUCCGGUGGGGCUCUCUUUUAUCCCGCGAGUCAUGAAGCUCCUUCGCUUCAUCGGGCCCCCUAUCUUGCAACACACGAUUAGCCCCUUCCCCAGGGCUUUCUUCUUUCCCCUCUUGAUAGUCACACAGCCAUGUUCCUGGAGGCACAAAGUUAAAAAUAAAAAAAAUCUGUUCUGUCCA